This is a messenger RNA of Lactuca virosa, 3864 nucleotides long. The record is from the annotation of a GenBank genome assembly. Lineage: Eukaryota; Viridiplantae; Streptophyta; Magnoliopsida; Asterales; Asteraceae.
AAUUUACGUUGUUUACUUAAAAAGAAUAAAAAGAAAAGCUAACACCCCUGAAGCCUCUGGAUCAUAAGGCAAAAGGAAAACCCAUCAUCCUCGUUGACUCUCCUCUCUGGCGAUCUCCCUUCAUUGUUGACUCACCAUUUCCCUGCCGACUUACCGCCAUUCGGUCUGUAGCUUUCAGUCAUCUUUCACAGACUCGUCACUGUUGACUCAUCCUCUAUCAUCGCUGCUUCAGAUCUCCUUGCGUUUCUGUAGGCAGCUAACUAUGUAGCCACGUUCUUACAAAGGCAUUAUAUACUGGAUCCUGUCAUUGAAGCAGAAGUGAGGAAAGCUUAUGAAGCCAACUUACAUUAUCGAUAACGUGUGGAGAAGUUUGAAAGCUUACUUGGAUACACCCUUAAGUUCAAAUAAAUACUCAAAAUCGUGAGAAGGGUGAAGAGUCAUCAACACAUAACUCAUAAUGGUUGUUCUAUCUGAACUUCCAGAAGGAUUUUCAUCUUCUUCAUCAACUCAUGGCCAUAGUCCAUCAACUUCUGGUCCUAGUUCAUCAACUCGGGAUCAUAGAUAUGAUGUAUUUUUAAGUUUUAGAGGUGUUGACACCCGUCUUAGUUUUACUAAUUAUCUGUAUGAGGCCCUUAUAGAUGCCGAUAUCACUACCUUCUUGGAUGAUGAAGAGAUUGAAACAGGGGAAGAUCUAAAACCAGAAUUGGAGAGUGCAAUUAUGGCAUCUCGGGCUUCUAUUAUUGUGUUGUCUAAGAACUACGCUUCUUCAACAUGGUGUCUGGAUGAACUGGUGUUGAUCCUUGAGCAGCGUAUGACAUCCAACCACAUCGUCAUCCCCAUCUUCUAUCAUGUGGAGCCCACCCAUGUCAGGAAGCAACAAAGUAGCUUUGGAGAGGCAAUGACUAAACAUAAACAGAAAAUGGAUGAAGAGACAGAUGAAAAUAAAAGAAGACGAUGGGCUCAAAAGAUAGAGAGAUGGAAGAAAGCACUUAUCGAUGUUGCUAAUUUAAAAGGAAAUGACGUAAAUGGCAGGUUUGAGAUAGAGUUUAUUGAAGAAAUUGUGAAGGACAUCUACCGUAGAUUACGUGUACCCUUAUUACAGAGUUUUCAGCCACUACUUAUUGGGAUGAAGUCUUCCAUUAACUUCAUCACUUCAUGGUUGAAAGAUGGAUCCUCACUUACGUCAGACAUACUCACUAUUUCGGGUAUAGGCGGGAUCGGGAAGACAUCUUUAGCCAAACAUGUCUAUGGGUUAUAUUGUCGUGAGUUCCAAACAAGCAGCUUUAUUGAAGAUAUUGGUAGGAGAUGUGAUGGAAAGUAUAAUGGGCUGCUUGAUAUACAAAAACAACUUUGCGGUGACAUUUCAAAAACAAGUCCAAUUCAAGUUUAUGAUGUUUCAAAAUACACAUCAAUGAUAGAGAAUGCAGUAGCUCGAAAAAGGGUGUUUCUUGUUCUUGAUGAUAUCAAUAGUAUUGAUCAGUUGGAUGCAUUACUUGGAAGCAAAGGUUUUCAUCCAAGAAGCAAAGUUAUAAUAACAACAAAGGACAGAUGGUUGACAGAGAGUUGUGCACUAUUCAAAACAAACAAUAAACCCAAGCAUGUAAAACACUUCCUUGAAGGCUUAGAUAAGAUUGAAUCACAACAACUUUUGUGUUCCCAUGCAUUCAUGUGUGACCAUCCCAAGGAAGGUUAUGAAGAGGUGUCGGAUAAGCUUGUGGAGUAUUGUCAAGGACAUCCAUUGGCUCUUGAAGUUUUGGGUAAGUCUCUGCAUAAUCGAGAUGUGACGUACUGGGAAGGGUACAUGGAAGGGCUAAAGAAAGAAAUUAGCUCCCCUGUAAAUAAUGUCAUAAAAAUGAGCUUUAGCUCUUUGCCAUCCAAAAAUGAUAAAGACUUGUUUAAGCAUAUUGCUUGUUUUUUUGUUGGAAUGUAUAGAGAUGUUAGCGAAACAAUAUUAGAGGCAUGCGAUAUAAACACAAGAUCCGGAAUCACGAAUCUCAUUGAUAGAUGUCUUCUUAGUAUUGGAUCGAAUAAUGAAUUGAAGAUGCAUCAGUUGGUUCAAGAGAUGGGAAGAUUCGAAGUACAUCAAGAAUCACCCGAUAAGCCAUGGAAGCGAAGUCGAUUAUGGUGUCAUAAGGAGUCAUUUAGAGUGUUGAAACAAAAAAAGGGUAAGGGGAAUCUCCUAGGCCUUUCCCUUGACAUGCACAUGCUUGAGAAAGAGAAGUUGAGAGGAUCAUUUGAGCUGAAGACAGAUGCCUUGAGUAACAUGGAUAAUCUUAUGAUACUACAACUCAAUUAUGUGCACAUGCAUGGGUCUUAUGAGAACUUUCCAGAAGAAAUAAGAUGGUUAUGUAUGCAUGGGUUUCAUUCAAAGUCUAUACCUUUAAACUUACCUAUAGAGAAUCUUGUUGCUCUUGACAUGUCAUAUAGCAAUAUUGAAUCAUUUGUCAGUUGUUAUAGUAAUCCACAACGACUUGAGAAGAGGCAAAGGGUGGAUGGAUCAUGCUUAAAAGAGAAAAGGUUGUUUGGUUCACUGAAGAUUCUUAUUUUAAGUUUUUGCAAACAACUUCAUAGUGUUGGUGACUUUGACCAACUCCCUGCACUUGAGAGGUUAAUACUUAGGAAUUGCAUUGGUUUGGUUGAUGUUUGUGAAUCAAUUGGGCAAUGUGUUGAGCUUAUCUUCAUCGAUCUGAGUUACUGCACAAAGCUUGAAAAACUUCCAAGAAAUAUAGACAUGUUAGAGAAGGUUAAAACAAUGUUGCUAGAUGGUUGUAAUCUUGUUGAAUCUCGAAUCAAGAAUAUGGAUAUGGAUUCACUGGAAAUGUGCAUGGUUACAAACAUUGGCAUCAACAGAGCCUUUGUGGGUUCUAUACCACGUGAUUUGAAGUCCUCUGCAAUGUCUUUACCGAGGUCUUUAGUAAGGUUGUCACUUGCAAAUAAUAAUAUAUCCCAUGACUCCUUUCCCGUGGACUUUAGUUGCCUAUCCAUGUUAAAGGAAUUAUAUUUAGAUGACAAUCCUAUCAAUUCCAUGCCUAGUUGUGUGAGAACCCUUCCUAGACUUGAGAUACUUAGUAUGGAGAUGUGUAAAAAUUUGAAGUCAGUCGAGUAUCCUCCACGUACACUAAAACAGUUGUUUCUUGACGUUGCUUAUGGGUAUCCUAUAGAGAAAGUUGUAUUUGAUCCAGAAAUGUCCCCACUCCAGCUAUCAAUAGACCCGUUAGACUGGACAUCUUCACUUGGGUUGAAUGAUUACGGAAUUGAAGGUGUGAUCAAAAUCCAAACAAUGAUGAAUGUUGAAGAAAAGGUAUUACGUAGCUUGGGCUGGACUAAGUUAGACUUCCUCAACGAAAGGCGCGUGGGAACUAAUUCUUCAGAAUCUGAAAUCCAGAUGAUGUUUUAUGAAUUUGGAAUAUUCAGCAUGUUGUACGAGGCUGAGGCAAUGCCGAGUUGGAUUAGGCAUAGAAGCGACGACCCCGACUUUCAAGCACAAAAGGAAAAGUGUUGGUUUAGAGCUUUAUCACCAAGGAAGCUUGACAUACUUGGUCCUGCAUGUGAGGGUAAGGGGGAAUCUUCAAGAUCUCGUCCUUGACAUGAAAAUGCAUGAGAAAGAGAGGCUGUCUGAAUUCAAAAUAGAUGCAUUUAGUAAAAGAUGGGUGACCAAAUGCUAUUGUAACUCAAUUUCAUGAAAUUCAACGAGUUAUAUCCAAACUUUUUCCAGAAUAAUUAAAAUGGUUUGCUUGUUGUCACCUCUAGUAAGGAUAUAUCUUUUCAGUUUUUAUUUUGAUAGUUGUAUAUUUGGUUGCCAAAAACAAUAUGAAUGAUUUUUGAGUUAAUUAAUACACAUGUAAGGAAUAUGUUGUAAGUCGU